Messenger RNA from Anopheles nili, 680 nucleotides. RefSeq lists its product as uncharacterized. The coding region runs from base 1 to 546 and encodes 181 amino acids. The transcript is spliced from 4 exons. NCBI's taxonomy places the organism in Eukaryota, Metazoa, Arthropoda, Insecta, Diptera, Culicidae. The record is from RefSeq and is a predicted model, not a curated record.
AUGAAGUGCGAUCAAAUUUAUAAAUCCAUGCGAAUUUCUUUAAUCAUUUUAAUAGUUUCGCUAUUUGUGAGUGGCUCUCAAAUAGAGGAUAGUAUCGAAGAAGAGACGGUAGUUGAAGAUUUCUAUAUAUGCCGCACCUGUGGGAAAGAUGUUAGCGUAGUGAAUCUUGCAUUCGACAAAUACAGCCCAUUGGCACUUAGUGCCACAAAUCACACAUUCACCGAAACGAGGUCCGUUUUGGUACAAGAAGUUCAAAAUCCGCUUGGCAUCAGGUUUCAUAUUUUCCUAGUGAAACAAGCCACCUGUUCGAAGGUCCAACCGUGGACCUUAAAAUCGACCUGGUUUCCUGGCUAUGCUUGGAAGGUGUGUAUGUGCCCCAAGUGUCACACCGUGCUUGGGUGGAUGUUUGAACCCGUAGAGAGCGCCACGGAAGAACAAACUUUUCCUUCGGAAGCAGGAUUUUACGCCCUUAUCUUCCAAAAUAUAAUCACAGAAGGAUACGUGAACUCCUUGCUUAUGAAAGAAAAAGCACUUCGUGACAACUGACAUCCUACAGUGAAGUAAUCAUGGUUGACCCAAAAAGACACAUAAACGUUCUUUCGCCGGAGGAACAAUCGUUCCUAGAUGAAUGCGAGAACGAAUUUGCCGGUCGGUUUACUGAUCUUGACGAGGAAUUCAUG